Molecule: messenger RNA, 2238 nt
Organism: Alnus glutinosa
Lineage: Eukaryota; Viridiplantae; Streptophyta; Magnoliopsida; Fagales; Betulaceae
Product: ATP-citrate synthase beta chain protein 2
Exons: 17
Coding region: 178-2004 (608 amino acids)
Biological process (GO): acetyl-CoA biosynthetic process; fatty acid biosynthetic process; tricarboxylic acid cycle
Cellular component (GO): cytosol
Molecular function (GO): ATP citrate synthase activity
Source: RefSeq, a predicted model, not a curated record
GGGUGGCUGAGCUCUACUUCCCUCUCUUCCCUAUAUAAACCAACCUACCCUCCCCUCCGAUUUUCCAGCAUUCCAUUUCCGAUUCCCGAUUUGACAAUUCCACCUCUUCUCACUAACUCGCCCGAGUCAGUGAGUCCUUCAGCCUUCUUCGUUGGCAGGUUCCUUUGACUCUACACCAUGGCCACCGGGCAACUAUUCUCCCGUACGACACAAGCUUUGUUUUACAACUACAAGCAACUCCCGAUUCAGCGGAUGCUCGAUUUUGACUUCCUUUGCGGGAGGGAAACACCAUCAGUUGCUGGAAUCAUUAACCCUGGUGGCGAUGGAUUUCAGAAACUCUUUUUCGGUCAGGAGGAAAUUGCCAUCCCUGUGCAUUCAACUAUUGAGGCAGCUAGUGCUGCACAUCCUACUGCUGAUGUCUUUAUCAACUUUGCAUCGUUUAGAAGUGCUGCUGCUUCAUCCAUGGCCGCUUUGAAGCAACCAACCAUUCGAGUUGUGGCUAUCAUUGCGGAAGGUGUUCCAGAGUCGGACGCUAAGCAAUUGAUCGCAUAUGCACGUGCAAAUAAUAAGGUUGUUAUUGGCCCAGCUACCGUUGGAGGCAUUCAAGCUGGGGCUUUUAAGAUAGGUGACACUGCUGGAACAAUUGAUAAUAUAAUUCAAUGCAAGCUCUACAGGCCUGGAUCUGUUGGUUUUGUCUCCAAAUCUGGUGGGAUGUCUAAUGAAUUAUACAAUACUAUUGCCCGUGUUUCUGAUGGAAUUUAUGAAGGUAUUGCAAUUGGAGGAGACGUGUUCCCAGGCUCCACUCUUUCUGAUCAUGUUUUGCGGUUUAACAACAUCCCACAGGUUAAAAUGAUUGUUGUUCUUGGGGAACUUGGUGGACGAGAUGAGUAUUCCCUGGUUGAAGCCCUGAAACAGGGGAAAGUGAAUAAACCAUUGGUUGCUUGGGUUAGUGGAACUUGUGCACGACUCUUCAAGUCUGAAGUACAAUUUGGUCAUGCUGGGGCUAAAAGCGGUGGUGAGAUGGAGUCUGCUCAAGCAAAAAAUCAAGCACUAAGAGAAGCUGGAGCUAUUGUUCCCACGUCAUAUGAAGCUUUAGAAGCUGCAAUUAAGGAAACUUUUGAGAAGCUGGUUGAAGAGGGGAAGACUACACCAGUAAAGGAAAUUAAGCCUCCACAAAUCCCUGAGGAUCUUAGCACUGCCAUCAAGAGUGGGAAAGUUCGCGCCCCAACUCAUAUUAUUUCUACCAUCUCUGACGAUAGGGGUGAAGAGCCAUGCUAUGCUGGUGUGCCAAUGUCUUCGAUUGUUGAAUCGGGUUAUGGUGUUGGUGAUGUUAUCUCUCUUUUGUGGUUCAAACGCAGCCUUCCCCGUUACUGCACACAUUUUAUUGAGAUAUGUAUCAUGUUAUGUGCCGACCAUGGUCCUUGUGUAUCUGGUGCUCACAACACUAUAGUGACAGCAAGAGCUGGAAAAGACCUUGUUUCCAGCCUGGUCUCAGGUUUGCUUACAAUUGGUCCCCGAUUUGGUGGUGCCAUCGAUGAUGCUGCUCGAUACUUCAAGGAUGCUUCCGACAAGGGUUUGACACCUUACGAGUUUGUUGAAAGCAUGAAAAAGAAGGGCAUUCGCGUACCAGGAAUUGGGCACAGGAUUAAGAGAGGGGACAACAGAGAUAAGAGAGUAGAGCUGCUACAACUGUUUGCACGCACACAUUUCCCAUCUGUGAAGUACAUGGAAUAUGCUGUGCAAGUUGAAACAUACACGCUCUCCAAGGCAAAUAACUUGGUGCUCAAUGUAGAUGGUGCUAUUGGGUCCCUUUUCUUGGAUCUACUUGCCGGCAGUGGAAUGUUCACCAAGCAAGAGAUUGACGAGAUAGUUGAGAUUGGCUAUCUGAAUGGGCUGUUCGUGCUGGCUCGCUCCAUUGGUCUGAUUGGGCACACCUUUGACCAGAAGAGAUUGAAGCAGCCGCUAUACCGCCACCCAUGGGAGGAUGUUCUCUACACCAAGUGAAAGCACUUGCGUUUGCUUUGCGUCGACCAUGCUGUCAACUAGCGUUUUUCUCUUCCAAGUUUCUGCAAUCUGCUGAAAUGAUUGUCCGAUUGUUAGACUAGUGUUUGUACUGCUCAUGCCAAGCUGAUGAGUAUCUUCAUUUGUAAGUUGUAUCAAAAUUCAUAAGAGUGAAACCUCCCAAAUCGUUUGUUAAACAAAGUUACUACGUUUCCAUUAAGAAAUCCUUCCUGCUUU